AUGGAGAGUCAUGACAGGUCGCCUCCGAGGCGCCGGCUGCCUCAAUCAAUACCGCUCCGAGACCUCUCACGCCCUCCCGAUGAUCCUUUCUCUGCCGAAUAUGAUAUGCCACCGGAUUCACGUCAUAGCCGCGCCCGUUCCCUGUUGACUGGUAUGAAUCCGGCAUCUAAUUACUCGCGACUGCAAGAGGACUCUCCUGCGCGCGGUACUCUCGAUCCACUGGACAGAAACAAUGCUUUUCAGGCUCAGCAGAGUUCCGGGGAAGUGUCUCCUAUAGAAGAUCUCUCAGGAUUUGCUGCUGCGUCCGUCGGAUUGUCUUUGGGUCCACCAUCAUCUGGGCCACGACCAAAUACCCCUCCGUCUGGCCUUCGACGACCGACAAUUAUUACAACAUCAGCCAACGAGGACGAUGUUGAAGUCUUCUCUCCUCCAGACACAGAUACGACUCCUCUGACGAACAGAGGUGGUCGGCAGCCUGCACUCAACUCACACGACACUCAUGACCAAGGGCUGCGCCUCAACCGAGAUACCAGGCGUUCAAGCGUGCAUUGGGUAGAUGGCCCUGCACCUACGUCAGAUCGAGGCCGUACAUCUCGUCUCGGCGACAAUCUCCCAACAUUAGACACAGGGUCUGGUAUGCAGCGAAAGCUCAGCGCCACAAGUGGGAUUAGCCGUCUCGAUGUCUCUUCCGCCGAGCGCGGCGAUGAUCAUUCCAGGUCAAGAUCCCGCUCCCUUUCGCCCUCACCGUCUCCAAUGGCAAGAGCAAACUCCAUAUUUCGUGAGAUGUCUCAGCGAGUGGUCAACCUCAGUAAUGACACAGAUGUCGUGGAGCAGAAUGCGAGAAGGAAAUCUUCGGUCAAGAAGCCUAGACCCUCGUUCUCCUCAAGCCGAGGAGACGACAGAGAUGACCUGCCACACGAUGUGGAGGCAGAUCAAUCCAUUCAGCAACCGCUCGAAAAGACACCUUCGGUAGAUGUUCUACCACCCGUUCUUCCACCACCAAUACAUCCCAAUCCUCUACGUGGCAAGUCAUUUGGGAUCUUUGGACCUGAGAAUGCGUUGCGUAAAGGCCUCUGUGAGGUGCUUGUACACCCCCUCACGGAACCCAUUAUUCUGGUCCUCAUCGUCAUUCAGACUAUCAUGCUUGCUGUCAAUGCGGCGCCAGAUGCCAUCUACCACCAGUCUCGGGCUAGAUCAUGGGGUACGUCGAAGUUUGAUUAUGGUAUCCUUGGCCUCUUUGUCAUCUACACGUUGGAGGCUCUUACCCGCAGUAUUGUGUCUGGCUUCAUCUGGAAUCCCUAUGAGUACAGCACCUUGGACCGUACCGUUGGCCUCAAGGAUGCAAUCUUGAAAAAGACGCAAGGUCUGUUCGCCCCUCACACUCAGCCCCAGGCUCCGCCUAGAUCUCCUGUACCAGGCUCGGAACCCAACUUCCAGCCCUCCAUCGUGCGAACAUUCACUGGUCUUCCCGAAGCCAAGGCAACCGGACCAGGACACUCGAAGCAAAAUCAGCGGAUACGCCUGGCGCGACGCGCCUUUAUCCGGCACUCGUUCAACAGACUGGAUUUAAUUGCCGUGGUGUCCUACUGGAUAUCACUCUCGUUGCAAUUGACCGGCUAUGAGGCCGAUCAGCAUGUCUACAUUUUCAACAUGCUCAGCUCCUUGCGUAUUCUCCGACUUCUGGGCCUCACAGCCGGCACUUCUAUCAUUUUACGGAGUUUGAAAAAGGCUGCCCCUCUACUGGUUCACGUCGCGUUCUUGAUCAGCUUCUUUUGGCUCAUUUUUGGCAUCGUCGGCGUUCAAAGUUUCAAGUCCAGCUUCAGACGUACCUGCGUCUGGGUCGGGGACGAUGGCUCUGGCGAGAACUUUACCCUGAACAUCGCACCGGAUAACAUCCAGUUUUGCGGAGGCCAUCUAGACCCAUCCACAGCGGAAGCACUACCUUGGUUGAAAGCUGAUGGGCAGAAUGGCACGUCUAACCCCAAAGGCUUCCUCUGCCCAAUAGGUUCGCUUUGUGUCGAGAACUUCGCAGGCCCCUACAAUGGUACAAUUGGCUUCGACAACAUCGCCCAAUCGCUAGAGAUGACUUUCGUUAUCAUGAGCUCGAACACCUUCUCGGAUAUCAUGUAUUAUCUGACCGACUCGGAUUACCUGACAGCUGCGCUCUUCUUUGUGGCAGGCAUCAUCGUAUUGAGUUUCUGGCUCAUUGGCUUAUUGGUUGCUGUGAUCACUUCCUCUUUUCAGAUUAUUCGAGAGGAGAGUAGGCGCAGCGCAUUUCAAGCCGAGGAACCUGAAGAAUCUGAUCUAGACAGCCAACCCCCACCUAGGGCCAGCACACUCAAGCGGAUCUACGACAAAACCCGGGGCUUCUGGAUCACCAUUAUCGCAUUCGACCUAGUUGUUCAGGCAACGAGGAGUGCAACCAUGUCAGAUUGGCGGGAAACAUUCAUCAUGAACACGGAGACGGUGGUCACCCUCCUCCUAGCGGUGGAAAUCGUUAUUCGAUUUGCAGGCGAUUGGCGGCAUUUCCACCAAAGCAAGAGGAAUUGGGCUGAUCUGUUCCUGGUCAUCAUCACCCUCAUUACACAGAUUCCUCCGAUUCGCAACUCUGGUGAGGCGUAUGCCUGGCUUACCACUUUCCAGAUUGCACGCAUCUACCGAGUUGUCCUGGCGGUAAGGGUCACGCGAGAGCUCCUGUUCACUGUUUUCGGAAAUGCUUCGGGUCUCUUCAAUCUGAUCAUUUUCGUGUUCCUAUUUACCUUCUUGGCUGCUAUACUGGCAUCGCAGCUUUUCCGAGGUGACAUUCCUGAGCAAGGACCAGAUGGUGAGGUGAUUUUGGUUCAAUUUUUCGACAUCUGGAAUUCCUUCAUCGGCAUGUACCAAAUAUUUUCGAGCGAAAACUGGACGUCCAAUUUGUACAACGUCACUCAAUUCAACAAGCAGUUCGAGACGGGCUGGCUGGGGUCCAUGUUCUUCAUCCUGUGGUUCAUCAUAUCAAACUUGAUCAUCCUCAACAUGUUCAUUGCUGUCAUACAAGAAAGUUUCGAUGUUUCUGAAGAUGAGAAGCGGCUUCAGCAAGUCAAAGCAUUUCUGAGGCAGAGGGAGUUGACUGGCUCGUCCAACGCGAAUCUGUCUUUGUCCUCAAUCUUUAAAAUGGGCAGAGAUUCCCUGCGCCAUCGCGAUGCCCUGCAAUAUGGAUCUGCAGCCAUGGAACAAUUGCUGAGAGAAGCAGUUGUCAAUGAUUUCCUGGAUGAUGGCGACAAUGCUCCCCGUCGACCGAUGUCUACGCAGCUGCCAACUGUACCUGCAGCCAAGGUUAACCCGGGCUUCGUUUCGAGGUACUGGGGCAAACUAAUGGGAAAAUCCAACCGCGAACCAAAUCCCUUCUACAGCAACAAGGAGGCCGAUCGUGCCAAUGAAGAAUUUGACCCGCGGAUGGUGGCACAGCAUUUGGUUCAAUCCGCCGAGAACCGUCGCCGGGCACAGCGGCAAUACCUGAACAAGCAUCCCAAGUACAAUGUCUCGCUUUUCAUCUUUGGUCCGCAUAACCCUGUUCGACGCGCAUGUCAAUACAUCGUCGGACCAGGACGAGGUGAGGAGCGAGUCGAAGGCGUCUCUCCGUAUAAGCCUGUGUGGUAUGCCUUCAGUGCCUUCACAUAUGCUUGCAUCGUGGCUAUGGUCAUACUUGCAUGCAUUACCACGCCCUUGUUCCAGAAGGAGUACUGGGAGGUCAACGACAGAGACAUUACCAACUGGUUUGUCUGGCCGGAUGUUGGGUUUGCCAUCAUUUUCACCGCGGAAGCCGUCAUCAAGGUCGUGGCCGAUGGCUUCUUCUUCACUCCGCAUGCGUACUACCGUACAGUCUGGGGCUUCAUUGACGGCGUUGUGCUGAUCACGUUAUGGAUCAACGUCUUGACAACCAUUUUCCAGGAUGAUGGUAUAUCUCGCGCCGUUGGCGCCUUCAAAGCUCUAAGAGCUCUACGUCUGCUUAACAUUAGCGACACCGCUCGCAAGACCUUCCACUCCAUUAUUGUUGGUGGCUACAAGGUGUUGGCCGCUGCCUUUGUGUCUAUAAGUUUAUUGAUACCCUUUGCCAUUCUGGGACUGAACCUCUUUAAUGGCAAGAUGGAGUCAUGCAACGACGGCGACUUCGGCUUUGACAACUUGACCAGUUGUGUGGGCGAGUACAAUUCGACUCUUUUCAAUUGGCCAGUGUUGGCGCCGCGCGAAGUCGCCAAUCCAUACUACGACUUCGACGACUUCGGAAGCGCUCUCUUCAUCCUCUUCCAGAUCGCGUCGCAAGAAGGAUGGACAGAUGUCUUGGCCACCGCUAUGAGUAUCACUGGCAAAGGUCUACAGCCUAACGACUUCGCGUCUCAAGGCAACGCGGUGUACUUCAUCGUCUUCAAUUUGCUAGGCGCCGUCUUCAUCCUGACGCUGUUCAUCUCGGUUUUCAUGCGAAACUACACCGAGCAGACUGGAGUCGCCUUUCUGACAUCUGAGCAGCGGUCGUGGCUGGAAUUGCGGAAACUUCUCAAACAGAUUUCACCUUCACGUCGCUCUGUUGGCGAGAACAGCAAGGGCUGGCGUCGGUGGUGCUACAACCUCUCCAUUAAGAAGCGUGGCAAGUGGCAGCGAUUCGUCACUGGUCUCCUUCUUGUGCACCUUUGCAUCCUGCUUGUGGAGUUCUAUCCGGAGCCAGAAUGGUGGGAUCAGCUACGAGAAUGGAUCUUCCUACUGUUCACACUCAUCCUAGUUGCCAACAUCGUCAUCCGAAUCAUGGGACUAUCUUGGCACAGAUUCCGGAGAAGCACGUGGGACUUGUACUCGCUCGUGUCUGUUUCUGGGUGCUUAGCCACUUCGAUCAUGCGGGUCAUUACGCGCAACGUGCAAGAGAUCGACAUGCUUCAUAAGUUGUUCAUGGUGUCUCUUGUCUUUUUGCUCAUCCCGCGCAACAAUCAACUCGAUCAGCUCCUGAAAACGGCGGCAGCCUCGUUCCCACUCAUUGCCAAUCUGUUGGCAACAUGGUUCGUCCUCUUCCUGGUGUUCGCCAUUGCCUUGACCCAAACUUUCAGCCUCACGAGAUUUGGCGGGUCAGAGAAUGGGAACACCAACUUCCGCGAUGUCCCCAAGGCAUUGAUUUUACUCUUCCGAACGAGUAUAGGCGAAGGGUGGAACGAAGUAAUGGAAGAUUUCGCCACGAUCGAACCACCGUUCUGCGUAUCCGACGACGACUUCUACAUGUCCGACUGCGGAAGUGCCUCGUGGGCGAGAGCGCUAUUUAUUGCCUGGAACCUCAUCAGCAUGUACAUUUUCGUGUCUCUAUUUGUGUCGCUCAUCUUCGAGAGCUUUUCGUACGUCUACCAGCGAAGCAGUGGCCUCUCGGUCAUCACUCGGGACGAGAUUCGACGUUUCAAGCAUGCGUGGGCGGACUUUGACCCCCAGGGCAGCGGUUACAUUUCCAAGGAGAAUUUCCCGAGGUUACUAGGAGAACUCUCUGGUGUCUUCCAGAUGCGAAUCUAUGAGGGCGACUUCACGGUCAGAGCUCUAAUGGAAGACUGCUCAGUUGAGCCAGGAGAGGUCUACAAGCGACGACGCGUCAUCGACGGGCUUGAUAUUGACCUUCUCAAUGCGCGUUUGCGGAACAUUCCGAUUGAUGAGGUCCGGGCCAAGAAGCAGCAGAUGGAGAUUUUCUAUCAGGAGGUCAUGCUGUCAGCAGAUCCCGACCGAGGCAUCUCUUUCACGACGACAUUGAUGACACUGACCCACUACAACGUGAUUGAAGACUCUCGAAGUCUACGGCUCGAAGAGUUCCUGCGGCGACGGGCACGCCUGCAACGUGUUCAUGAGUCGAUCCGUCGGAACGUUGUGAUCGGCUUCUUUGACACAAUGUACUGGUCUCGCAAGUUCCGUGAGGCGGUGGCGAACAGACGCAACUCUAGACUCGGAGCGCCACCAUCGAUGCCUGUGCCGGAGAUCUUUGUCGAGGAUCCAGAAGAGUCGAGCAGUGCAACAGAGCCACAAGAUUUCCUGCAUCCCUCAAGGGCAUCUCGGGCACCGACUCCAUCAGGGGGUCCAAUGUCGCCCAAGCUUCCACAGAUAGACACAACGGUGACUUCGGCAUGGGCACGGGAUUCCCCAAUCCGGGCCAGUUUCGACCUGUCGCCGACCGCAAGCCCUCGCGAGGCACGAUCACGGUUGCAAAGUGUCGAUACGACGUAUCAUGGACCGGGAGCGGGCGGGAAGUCACCGUCACGAACACCGCCACGGUCGCCUACUACGACGACGCCAAUUCACUCUCGGCAGAAUAGUAAUGUGGGAGGAGCCGGCGUGAUGGAAAGCUUCGACAACUCGGCAUGGGGCGAGUCGAUCCGGAGGAAUCUGACAACGAGGACAUCACGAUGA
Cyphellophora europaea CBS 101466 is the source of this 6405-nucleotide messenger RNA. RefSeq lists its product as uncharacterized. The transcript has 2 exons. Gene Ontology annotation, biological process: calcium ion import across plasma membrane. The coding region runs from base 1 to 6405 and encodes 2134 amino acids. Gene Ontology annotation, molecular function: calcium ion binding; high voltage-gated calcium channel activity. Gene Ontology annotation, cellular component: membrane; voltage-gated calcium channel complex. The record is from RefSeq and is a predicted model, not a curated record. Lineage: Eukaryota; Fungi; Ascomycota; Eurotiomycetes; Chaetothyriales; Cyphellophoraceae.